Molecule: messenger RNA, 822 nt
Organism: Frankliniella occidentalis (western flower thrips)
Lineage: Eukaryota; Metazoa; Arthropoda; Insecta; Thysanoptera; Thripidae
Exons: 2
Coding region: 66-506 (146 amino acids)
Source: RefSeq, a predicted model, not a curated record
AAACAGAGAUAAUUUUAGCGGAGUUGCGCGUAGGUGGAUCCCGAGGUGGAUCCAUUCAUGGGGACAUGUUGCGCCACCGGUCCCCACAUGGGCGGAACUUCGGUGAUACCAUGCAGGGGUCCGUCGGCGUGGAUCAGAUCCUCCUCAAACAUGUCCAACAAUUCUGUGGUGGUGUUGGACACCCGGACGAUCUGAACGGCGGCACCCUGCACCACGCCCUGCUGCCUGGCGUCCUGCUGGACGACGCCCUGCUGCUCGGCGUCCUGCAGAACGACGCCGUGCUGCUCGGCGUCCUGGACGACGCCUUGCUGCCCGGCGUCCUGCUGCACGACGCCUUGCUGCAGGCCGUCCUGCUGCACGACGCCUUGCUGCAGGCCGCCCUGCUGGACGACGCCCUGCUGGACGACGUCCUGCUGCACGACGCCCUGCUGGACGCCGCCCUGCUGCAAGGCAACAUUCUGCUGGACAUUCUGUUGGGGUCGGCCACGGCCAGUUCUAGGGUGUGACCCACGGUAGCAAAAGUUUUUGACAGUUGUUCUUAGAGAUGUUCGAGGUUCCCUUACUGCUUACCCCUUGCCGCGGCAACUAUGUGAGGUGAUAGCUGCACUGUGCCAUGCGCGCCAGUCCUGCUCAGAGCCGGAUUCAGGCGAAUGUCCCGAGGAACAAGGUGAGCAAUAAUUUCCAGGAACAAUUUGCUCGGUCGAUCGUGCAAAUCCGCCAACAUGGUGAGCACGGCACCAUUUGCAUACACUGCAAUUCCUGGAGUCACCUGGAUCUGUAAUAAGAAAUAAGGUUUAUCUAUGUUGCAAUUUGGAAGAAUAU